This is a messenger RNA of Helianthus annuus (common sunflower), 821 nucleotides long. Its product is annotated as transcription factor PRE5. The transcript is spliced from 2 exons. Gene Ontology annotation, molecular function: protein dimerization activity. Lineage: Eukaryota; Viridiplantae; Streptophyta; Magnoliopsida; Asterales; Asteraceae. The coding region runs from base 215 to 490 and encodes 91 amino acids. The record is from RefSeq and is a predicted model, not a curated record. Gene Ontology annotation, biological process: regulation of DNA-templated transcription; regulation of growth.
UUCUCCAAUGUUUGUGGUAUUCACAGAGUAAACUCUACAACUCCAUACCCUAAAGCAACUGUCUUCCUCAUAUCCAACACACAUACACAUAAUACAUAUAUAUAUACAUAUAUAUUAAACUUGAUCUAUAUAUAGAAGCACAUUUUCUUUGAGAUCUCUUCUACCUUGAAACAUAUCUAUAUAAUCUAAUUAUAAAGAUACGAUCGAUUAUACGAUGUCAAGCAGAAGAUCGAGACAAUCAUCAUCGGGGGCUAGGAUCUCAGAUGAUCAAAUCGUACAGCUCAUCUCCAAGCUACAACAACUUCUUCCCGGGACUCGUAUACAAAGAUCUAACAAGGCGUCGGCUUCGAAGGUGCUACAAGAGACUUGCACAUAUGUGAGAAGCUUGCAUAGGGAGGUUGAUGACCUUAGUGAUCGACUAUCACAGUUAUUAUCCACCAUUGAUGCCGAUAGCCCUGAAGCUUCUAUUAUUCGAAGUUUAAUUAUGUAGAAUACUCAACUCUACAUAUAAUUAUGUUAUUUGUUAGCUUCUUGAUUAAGCAUAAAUGUGGUACGUUAAUCUCUAAAUUAAUCAUAUGUGCUUCUAGGGUUUUAUCUAAUUAAUAACCCUAGUUACAUGUAGUGUUAUUAUUUUAGAUGUCAAUAGUUUUGAUGAUGAUGAUGAUAAUAACAGCUACAUCGGUAGUGUAUUAAAAGUUUUUUCAUAAGAAUAAUUGUUGCUACAAAGAUUUGUUUUCUAAAUUUAGCUUUAUAUUUCUGAUUAAUUACCAUCGUCUUGUAAAAUUGACAGAUUUAAGUGAAAUUAUUUGUGCAUGGCUAAA